GAACCGUCGCACGAUCGUCUGUUGUUUAGUCUCAGCCGGUUCGUGAGUGAAUCUUCUUUUUUUUUUCAGACGGAGGUUUAGAUUUUUCGAAAUUAGGGACUCCACUCGUCGAAACUGUUUCGUUCCCAGUCUUUAUUAUCAAAUCAAAACGUUCUUUAGGAAUGGUUUGUAUAAAAGAUAUAGAUUUAGAGGACAAAUAAAACAUGUUUAGAAAAAGUCCUGUUAUCACCACUUCCAUACCUUUUGACCUAGCUGUCAAAAGGAAAAUGGAAACUAGUGGAGAAACUACAAAACAUGAUAUUAUAUCAUCACUCUUAUUAGAUGAGGAUUAUGUUUGGGUGGCAUCUGGAUCGACCAUUUACAUAAUGGAAAAGGACACUGGGUCGUACGUGUCUUACCACACUUUUGGAGAUGAGGAUAAUCCAGCACUUCAUCAAUAUAUUACGUGUGUUGAACAGUAUUCAGUUCCUGAUUUUGAUUUACCAUUCAUGAUUAUUGGUACAAAUUCCAUCAAGGAAGGCUUUGUAUCCGUUUAUAACCCUCUCAGUAGCAUGAUAAGAAGAACUGUUAAUAUCGGACGUCAGGUCAGUUGUGUUUCUAUCAUUGAUGAUGGAGUAUCAGAGGUAAGCCCGUUUCCGGGCUUACUUUCAGAAGUAAUGCUGGGAAUCUUGGCCGUCGGGUGUGUUGACGGUAGUUUGAUUUUGAUGGAUUUAAGAAGGGAUUUAUUUUUAAAAGGCGAGUCACAGCCUUUUCCGCCAGAAUGUGAAAUUGCCGACCUCCAUUAUAUUGAUGAACCGUUCAAUAAAAUGGAAGUUAAAAACAAUUUUGAUUUGUGCAUUCACAGUAAAAAUAGUCUUGCUGUGUUGAUGAUAGAAGGGAAAGAGGAAUACCAAGGGGUUUCAGCUCUUUACUUUUCCAAGGAGACUUCAUGUUUAUUCAUCGGCUUUGGAACUGGUUCCUGGGAAAUGCGAAGUAUGCACGACUUCAGAUUACUUUAUUCUACAGCAGAAUGUGAAUACCCAAUUUAUGGUUUUGUUCAACUUGAACCUUGCGAUGAUCCAAAACAUAUGCUUUAUCUUUGGGUAACUUAUCAGACAGUGAAUGGAAAUAUUCCAUUUAUGUCUUUGUAUAACCUUUCAUUUGUUACCAAAGAAGAAGACCCAAACUAUGGAAGAUAUUACAAGGGCUUCAGGAGUUGCACUAUGUCGUUUGAGUUCUUCCCGGACCUAAUUGUUAAAGACGCAGGAAAUAGUAAGGUGGUAUCUUGCACAUCUCUGCCUAGAAAAAUUGCAAAUUCACAUCCAAGGCCUUAUUGUAAAGUUGAUGAACCUCACACGUUGGCUUUUACUGGAUUGUGGGUAGAGAAAUCGAAUGCUAGCUGUUCGUAUCUGAUUGUUUUUGAUCUUGACCAAUGGUAUAAAAGUCAAAUGCCGACGUCGAGUAUCGCAGUAUCACCAUACCUGGAUGUCGUCACCAUUACCGACAAGCAUGUAGACGGAGUGAACAUAAUCCGCUCAUCUUUAAAAAUGGAAAAUAAAGGCUCAUUUGAAGUUUAUUUCUAUCCACAGUCUCUUGACUAUGAAAUUCUUUGUACUUGUGAAUCAGAAUUUAUUAAAGUGAAGAAACAUAGUCUGCAAUCGAUUUGGACAGAGAAAAUUAAAUCUACAGGAGUUACAUCAUUGGUAUUUCCUACGAAAAUGUGUAAGGAAGCAGUUUAUGCCGGUCUUAUUCCAAAAUUCCUUGACCCAAUCAAUGUCACCCAAUGUACAGAGGAACAAAAACGAGCGUUUUUACUGUCCAUAUUAAUGGAACUGAAUUUAACAUACAUAAUAUCGGAUGCCGUUAACGUAUGGAAAGAGGGCCAUCAAAUAUCAAAUGGUUGCAGUUUAGAGUUUAUCGUUGACUGGAUGUGGAAUACUGUUUCUAGUGUUUGGGAUAAAGCUAAUUCUAUAUGUUCACAACUUUACAACGGUUCUGGCACUAGCAUAGAAUUCAUUAACGUGGAUUAUUUAUAUUAUUCAAACAAGACAAUAAAUUCAUUUGAAACAUUAUUCAGUGGUUUGUUAGAGCAGUUGAAACUUUAUCUCCCUAAAGAGGAUCUAGAUCAUAAGUAUAAUGCAAUGUGUGUUAUACAAUUGUAUUUGAGAUACGUAUGCAUUUUUUCUGGAGAGAAUUUACUGCCAGAAAAAAAUAGCGAUGGAUUACCAGAAUCGUCGAUUUAUUAUGAUUACCAGGGAUUGAAAGCUAACUAUGAAAAACUAAAAAAGGAGACGAAAAUCAGGUGCAUGGAUAAUUUGAAUAAAAGUGGUCAGCCGGAUCAUAGCCUUUAUUUAUUGGAUUAUGUUAUUGGACAACAUAAGCCUGCAAUUGGCACUCAAUGGGAACAGGAAGGUGGUACGACUUCAUACCCACCUCCCUCGAUUCAAAGUCUUCUUCGCACAUGUCUCAUCCAGGGUGUACCUCAGCCUGUUAUCCAUUGCAUUUUUCACUAUUUUAUACUUGACCUUAUUGAUCUACUUCAACAAAAGAAUUGCAGAGAUUCGGUUCAAAAGCUUAAAGAACUCGAGGCGAAAGAAUUUUCCAACUACAAAGAUUAUUAUAUAAUGAAAGGUUUAUGGAUGAUAGACCACUUACAGUUUGAGGAUGGUUUGAAUUGUCUUAUUAUACAAGAUUCUCUGAUGUAUACCCUUCCUGUCGAAACACACAGGGCGAUACUGCAAACAUUUCUUUCGAAUAAUCAAGGAAAUUUGGCUUAUAAGUUAGUGGCACUCGAUGACGGCAAUAAGUUUACUCAGUUGGAUGAUAUUAAAUUGGAGAUGAGUAUUCUCAUUUCCAAUGGGCCUCCUAAAGAUGCGUACAACUUUCAGAACAAAUUCAGUGAACACAAAGAGAAGCUUUUUAUGCAGUUUUUGGAAGGUUGCCUCCAUUCUGCAGACUUGAGAAACUUUUUAUUUAAGUUAAAUUUGGAUCCCGAAGAAGAACGUCUGUGUGAACUCUUCUUCAAUACAAACAAAACCCCUUUAGCAGUAAAGUUUCACUUACUGUAUUUAAUACAUCAUAGAAGGUAUUUUGAAGCUGAUGAAAUAAGAAAACGGCAUUCAGAGGGUAAAGCAAAUUUGUUAGGCGAAAGAAUAGUAAAAGGGCUAGUUUCAGUGUUGCCUCCAAUUGCCAAGCAAACAAAACUAUGCGCCCACUCAGCAAAACAAGACAUUUUGCAACAUUCUGCAGCCCAAUGCUUAAAACCGAAACCACUCUCAGUAUUUAUAAAAUCAUCCAAACAUAACGUCAAAUCAAUUAAAGAUUUGAUAAUCGCAAACAUGGCAAGUACAUGGCGGAUGAAAAAUGUUAAUACAAAUCAGGCUGUGACAUCAAAUGUGCAGCCACCUUCAAAUAUGUUUAAAAAGAAGACAAAGCAAGAAAUAAACGAGGCAGAAGUUGAAAAAGAACCCGUUGCUAGUCAGUCCACAAGCUAUGUCAAUAUUAGUAAGUUUUCUCCAAUGGAAAUAGAUCUGUCGAGUUCACAUUUGCCGGCGACAUCAAGUAUAAAUAAAAGAAAAGUUCGCCGUUGGGAAAAGGCCGAAGUCAAGAGGAGAAAAGUUACAAUUCCUGACUCUACUGAGAAAACUCCGGAUAAACAGUUUGGAAUUCCGAAUAAACUGUUUGGAACUCCAUUGGUAAAGAAGCAAACACACAAUUCAUCAAACGAUCACGCCGUAACACCAAUUCUUAAGUCAGGGAAGACGACUCCUGUGGCCAUUGCAAAACCAGGAAAUAGUUUCUUUCAAAGUGAUUUGGGCACACCUAAGAAAUCAAUUAGAUUCAAUGUCCCAGAAGAAAGCCCACAAGAUGAUACACAGACUAAUGACGCUAAAGAAGAGGUUAGCAAUGAGGAGCAGAAAUUAUCCUUUUUAGAGAAAGUUUCGAGGGAUGUUUUCAAAAAUGAAGCUGGUAUAAGUGAAACGGAGGAGUUAUCAGACAGAGAAGAGGAAGUCGAGUGUGAAGAAGUGGAAGAGGAGGUCAAUAACGACAAUUCGCCAUUUGAAUCUGAAGCUGAAGCUCAGUUCGAUGAAAUCGAAGAGUCAAGGAGGCUUGUUAAAGAAUCAGCAGAUUUUUCAUAUUCAGAUGAUUCUUCCAUCGAAGUGAUAGAAAUACGCGAUAACUCUCCAGAAAAAUCCCCAAUGUUUGGAGAAGAUCAAGAAGGAUCUGCAACUAGGCAUUUUGCGACCAUUUAUGACGAUGACAACUCACUAAAAGAAGAGUCUCCAAUGCUGGGAGAAGAUGAAGAUCCUGCAAGGCUAGGUAUCAAUAUUGCUGAUGAAGAUUUCAUUCAAAACUCAGAAGAAGGUCUGGAUAUGAACCUCGGGGAUGAUGCAGAAAGCAAUUCUAAAUGGUUUCCGAAAUUCAACAUCCAGGAAAGUAAAGAGGAUUCAAAUUUUUCAGAAGACUCACCAUUGGUUGUAGAAGAAAUUCAUGGCUCUUCGAAAGAACCACUUGGUAGUAUUUAUGAUGAUAAAACUUCAAUAAAAGGUUCCCCAUUGCUCGAAGAAGAUGAAUACUCAUCAAUGGAUAUAGAAACAAUGAGCUUCAAAACAAAAUAUGACUCUCAGUCUAAAGAAGUAUCUUCAGUAAAAACGGAUGAAACAAGAGGUGAAUCAUUAGACGUAAAUAUAGGAAGUGAAGAUUUCAUUCAAAACUCUCGAGAAGGUUUUGUUGCGGACUUAGAAGAAGAAGUAGACAGCAAUUCCAAAUGGUCCCCUAAAUUCAACAUAGAAGAGAAUAAAGAAGAAUCUAGCUCAUCAGAAGACUCGAGAAUGAAUGAAGAAGAGAUGCACAGUUCCUCAAAAGAUGCAGAUAAUGCAAAUACCGUAUUACUUGAUGGAGACUUUCUACUUGAAAAAGGGCCACCUGCAAAUAUCGUUGAAGAGAUCGAGAUGUCUCCUGGAGGAUCACCAGAUAACAUCGCCGAGGAGAUAGAGGUUUCACCAACAGGAUCACCAUUUAAGUCAAUUGAAGAAAUACUGAACACUGAAAAAGAAUCGUCCUUUCACUUUGUAAAGGAUACAGACAGUUGUCAGAAGAAUGCUGAUAUGUUUGCAAAGGAUUGGGAUAGCUCGUCAAAGAAUUCAUCUUCUCAGUCAUCGGAACGCAGUUUGUAUACUUCCACAGCUGAAGAUAGCUCUAACAAGACCACACCAUUGCAAGGCAGUGCAGAACAUUCACCGAUUCGCUUUGAAGAAGUUUCCAGUUCUGUUGAAAAAACAUAUUUUCAAUUUUCAGAAGAUGCUCAAGAACAUUCAGAAAAAUCAGAGAUCAUACCAAAGGAACAACCUACCGGAACAAAAGAGCAAUCUUUUGUACAACUGCCAGAAGUCUCCAGCUCUCCAGACAGUAUGUCAAUCAAUUAUUUUCUGUUUGAUAUGUGCAUGCCUACCUUAACAGCUUUAUACAAAACGCCCAGGGAACCUGAAGAACCACAAAUGCCCACUGAGAGGGCAGUGACAUCUGAUAUAGAAGAGAAAGAUGAUCAUCUACCAAAUUUACCUGUCAGUGAAAAUAGUGAAACUGAGAUCACUCUUAAAAGUAAAUCAAGUUUAAGCCCUAAGAUAUAUAUAUGGGGACCACCGAUUCAAUCCAAAGACGAUUUUGCUUCUGAGUGCGAUGAAGUUAUGCCAGGAUCACCGAUUCAAUCCACAGAUGAUUUUACUUCUAAUGAGUGCGAUGAAGUUAUAUCAGGAUCAACGAUUCAAUCCACAGACGAUAUUACUUCUAAUAAGUGCGAUGAAGUUAUGCCAGGAUCACCGAUUCAAUACCCAGAUGAUUUUUCUUCCAAAGAGUGCAAUGAGGAUCUGAUAGAAUCUCCUGCUCAACAUGAAGCAUCUAUUUAUGUCGAGAGAGACAUGUCUUUUGAGGAGAAGAACAGCUCUUGGCCGAUUGAAAGCAAAGACACUUUGACCUCUAUGGAAUUCAGCGAUACUCAACCAAACAUACCUGCUGAUCUUCCAAAGGAAUGUGAUACAACUGUGCCACAAUCUAUUCAAGUCAAGGAGACACGUCUAGCAGAUGAAAAUGUGCCAGUUAAUAUCCCAAAAACAUUUGAAUCAAGCGAAAGCCAUGAGACACCUCCAAGAUCACCAAAGGAAUUGAGUAAACCAGAUCAAACUGCAGAAGAAUCAAAGUUAGAAGUUAAACUUAGAGAAGAAUGUGAUGCUUCUUCAUCUUUUGUCGAUGAACAGCCAGCUGAAGCAGAUGGCUCAUCAAAGAUGUUUUCAGUUGAAAUGGAGAUGGAAGAGGAGAAGGACGAUGCCAAAUCUCAAAUGUCAUCGUUUACAUCUAUGGAAAUGGACAGUACUUUGACAAUCCCUGGUGUACAUUUCAAAAAGGUUUCAGAAGAAGUUUUUUUAGUGUCAUCGCUUACAUCUAUGGAAAUGGACAAUUCUUUGGUAAUCCCUGGUGUACAUUUCAAAAAAGUUUCAGAAGAAGAUGCACACAGCAACGUUGUAGAAGAAGAUCCCAAAUUUACAGAUCAAUUGACAUCUGUAAAGGAGAAGGAAGAAACUCAAACUGAAGAAAAAGACAUACCUGCUGAUCUUCCAAAGGAAUGUGAUACAACUGUGCCACAAUCUAUUCAAGUCGAGGAGACAUGUCUAGCAGAUGAAAUAGAUAUGCCAGUUAAUUUCCCAAAACCACUUGAAUCUAUCGAAAGCCAUGACACACCACCAAGAUCGCCGAAGGAAUUGAAUAAACCAGAUGAUACUACGAAAGAGGAAAUAUUAGAAGUUAAACAUAGAGAAGAAUGUGACACUUCUUCAUUGUCAUCGUUUACAUCUAUGGAAAUGGACAGUACUUUGACAAUCCCUGGUGUACAUUUCAAAAAGGUUUCGGAAGAAGUCGCAGAUGAUAACGAUGUUGCAACACCCGUGCAAAGAUCGAAACGCAGAAAAUACAAGAAGACCCCGGGAAAAGCCUUGAAGUUAUCAGAUGAAUCUGAUUCGUCAUAUGGUUUGUUGGAUUUAGGAAUGUUGGAAGAAACACAAAUUACGAAAGGUACUGAAAUUACUGAAAAUCACCCUCAUAAAUUGAAACCAACCCCUGGACGUGUAUUAAGAUCUACUACAUUAGUCGAUUAUUCAUAUAGCGUCCUCGACACUGCUAUGUUGAAUAAUGAGCCUUCUGAAGUUUUGGAAACUAUCAGUGCAAAGCGUACUGCUGGCAGUCGGAAGCGGAGAUCUUCUUCACUUGAGCCAACUAAUACAAAAGCUGGAGGCUAUUCUAAGGUCCGAACUGUGUCUGAAAGUCAAGAUGAUAAAGAAGAGAAACAUACACGACCGAGGAGAAGAGCGGCUUCUCUUGAGCCCGAGCCAGUCGGCGAAAAAGUAAUCAAGGUGCCUAAGACCAAAGUAAGCUCAAGGAAAAAGUCCCAAAACAUGCCUGUUUUAUCGUUAACUCCAAGUACGUCGGAAGAGAACGCUCCUACAGUCAGUAGAGCCCCUAGCACUUCUUCAACUAGUAAAACAAGCUGUUUCAAAAAAUUGAAUUUCACCAAUCUAGAAGCUGAGCCGAUCAGCCCUAAAAAACCCACCACAGGGAAAAAACGUGCUAGUUCUGUGAAGUCUUAUUUUAAAUCAGACAGUGUGCCAAAUGAAGAAGGUCAUAUUUCACAAAGAUUGCGAAAGCGGAGUUCCUCUUUCACAACUCUUUCUUCCUUAAACAAAGUCAAACCAAAACUGAGUAAUCUGGAAAAUAUCAUUGAAGAUGAAGAGGAAGAAGAUAAAGAAAUAAAUAAACCAUCGGCCGAAGUCAAGAAGAAGAAAAUAAAAGUUAAACAGUUCACUUACAACGAUUGGCUUAAACUAGAACAUUCGAAAACUGACAUGUUAAAAAGAGUCAGUAUGAUGUUUCCAGAUUGUACUCAGGAACCAAAAUCUCCGCAAAAAGGGCCAGGGAAAGUCUUGCGUUCUGGAAAAGUGGUGGAGGGCGUAUCAGCAGAUUUGGAUAAUAAAAUGGAAAAUAAGGAAAUUGAGGCAGUUGUAGCGGAGUAUUCUCAGCACCGCAGGGUUACUAGAAAUCAAGUUUCUGCGUUGAGAAGAUCCUUGUUGAUGGACUCUGAAGAUGAUAUGUUGAUAUUCACACCGCCAGAAAAGUCAAAGGAAGAUAAACAAGCGAAAACUUUGAGCAAGGGGGAGGCUUCUCAGGCUUCUUCAGUCAACCAGCCGGCCGAGGAGGUAACAGAGAAAAAAGAGAAAAAAAAGAAGAAGAAAGCACCUCGUCCAUAGCCUGGCCGGUCGAACACUGCUGUUAAUAUGAAUACAUCUCACCCUGAGAUUUUCCUUUCCAUUAUGAAAUGAUGUUUUUUUUUGUUUUUUUUUUGUAUAAACUUGAGCAUUACUCAAGUUU
Messenger RNA from Cimex lectularius (bed bug), 8394 nucleotides. It is a transcript of the gene Elys, whose product is annotated as protein ELYS. The coding region runs from base 204 to 8273 and encodes 2689 amino acids. Gene Ontology annotation, molecular function: protein binding. Lineage: Eukaryota; Metazoa; Arthropoda; Insecta; Hemiptera; Cimicidae. The transcript has 89 exons. The record is from RefSeq and is a predicted model, not a curated record.